UUGAAACUGAAAAUGAUAGCCGUAAAGCCUUGCGAGCUCCUUCUCAUCUGUUUCACACUGCUUUACGGUUUUGGAGCAGCGUUUAACUGCACCAGUCCAACUCCUGAAGCUUUGUUUGAUGCACUUGAGAAAAACUUAUUCACUAAAACACUUCUGCGACCUGUAAAAAGCUUCUCAGAUCCACUUAACAUAACCAUCAGUAUCACUGUGGUGGGAAUUAUAGGAGUGGAUGAAAAAUCCCAAACCCUAACAACACUCAUAUGGCAAAUUCUGGAGUGGAAUAUAGCAGGACUGAGCUGGGAUGAGAAGGAAUGUGGAACCAAAAGAGUCUCUGUCCCUCGGGACAGGCUUUGGAUCCCAGAUGUCCACAUUGCAGAGUUCAUGGAAGAGGAUAAAUCGCCCAAAACUCCUUAUGUCUACUUACAAAACACAGGUGAUGUUUUUGAUGAUAAGCCAGUCAGAGUGGCCAGCUCCUGCAAAUUAGGGAUCUACACUUUCCCCUUCGAUAUCCAAAACUGCACACUGACCUUCGGAUCAUAUCUACACUUUGCUGUGGACGUAACUGUGUUAAGAGGCGCCACAGCUCAAGAGAUCCUGGAAGAGUCGCAAGAGGUGAUGGAGACCAAUGGGGAGUGGGAGCUCGCAGGUCUCAGUAUAUCUACCUUCAACCUGGCAUUAGAAGAAGGGAGCUACUCUGAGAUCAAAUAUCAUCUCAUCAUAAAACGCAGGCCACUCCUCUACGUGGUGAACCUGUUGAUCCCCAGCUGCUUCCUCAUCACAGUGGACCUCUUCAGCUUCCUGCUGCCUCCCGCAAGCGUGGACCGGUCCUCCUUCAAGAUGACCCUCAUCCUGGGCUACACCGUCUUCCUGCUCAUCAUGAACGACCUGCUGCCUGUCACUGGAGAAACAACACCUCUCAUUAAUGUUUUCUUCUCCAUCAGUCUCGCUCUGAUGGUGGCCAGCCUGUUGGAGACGGUGUUCAUCACUAAUAUCCAGUUCAGCUCCAGUCAGUACAGUGCAGUGCCUAACUGGCUCAGUGUCCUCGUGUUACGAUAUCUGGCUGUAGUAGUUUGUCUCCCUCGAAAGAAAAAGAGCAACAAAAUCACUGUCAACCUCAACCCAUCUAAUAAAGAACCAGGAAUGAAUUCCAGCAUCACCAGUGUCUCAGUCAUCCACCCUAAGAGCAUCUUUGGUGACACACCUCCAGUGAAACUCCUUGAGGCCCCUUCACCCCCUCAGGAUCCGAUCGUGGAUGAACUGAGGAAGUUGAGCAAAGAUCUCUCAGCCAUCCGCCAUCAGAUAGACAAUCACUCCCAGGGGAGCAAAACAUCACAGGAAUGGCAAAUGGUCGGAGUAGUCAUCGACCGCCUGCUGUUUUGCUUGUACAUCAUCUUCAUCGUUGUCAGCUUCAUCGCCAUCAUAUCUAUCUGGGUCUGGAACAAUUCGUAUUCACCGUGAUUUAACUAGAGAGUUAAAAUUGGAACCAUACAUACAUCAUAGACAAAUAACUGUUCAU
Messenger RNA from Plectropomus leopardus (leopard coralgrouper), 1516 nucleotides. Its product is annotated as 5-hydroxytryptamine receptor 3A-like. Gene Ontology annotation, cellular component: membrane. The record is from RefSeq and is a predicted model, not a curated record. Gene Ontology annotation, biological process: monoatomic ion transmembrane transport. NCBI's taxonomy places the organism in Eukaryota, Metazoa, Chordata, Actinopteri, Perciformes, Serranidae. Gene Ontology annotation, molecular function: extracellular ligand-gated monoatomic ion channel activity; transmembrane signaling receptor activity.